UACUCCGCGCCCACCGCCUUGCUCCUCUGUCCCUCCCUCAUCUCCCGCGGCUCAGCUCUCAGCUUCCUCACGCCUUGGGCGUGUGUGGGGGCAGGUGAGGGUUUCUCAAGGGUCCCCGUUUGGAACCUGGCUCGCUUCUUCUGUCAAGUCCUUCGGCCUUAGUUUCCCCGCCUGUAAAAUGGGGAUUAUGACACCUCCCUCGUGAGCUAGUGAAAACUUUGUAAAAGGAGUGACUACUGUGGGUGAAAGCACUUUGCAGAGCCGCAGCUGAAGCUCAGCCGACGGAUACAAUUAUUGUUGUUAUUGUUACUGCUCCGCCUGGGCCGGGUGACCCGGUCGGGAAGUCCCGCUUCCUCCUCCUCCCCGAGGUGGAGGCUUUGCGCCGCCCGCACCAGGGACAUCUCCCCGCGCCAUCUCGGGGCACUGGAGAUAAGAAAGGAGGCUCCUCCCUGGCGUAGCAUGACCGCCAGGCGAGGGAGAAGGGACGGGGGCCCCUGCGAGGGCGGACCGUAGCACUCGCGGGGCUUGGCGCCGGCGGGCGGCGAGCUCAGCCCCUCCAUCUCUGUCUCCGGGAUUCAGGCCUCCCUUCCUGACAUGGAGAGUAACCUGUCUGGCCUGGUGCCUGCUGCCGGGUUGGUGCCUGCGCUGCCGCCUGCGGUGACCCUGGGGCUGACCGCGGCCUACACCACCCUGUACGCCCUGCUCUUCUUCUCGGUCUAUGCCCAGCUGUGGCUGGUGCUCCUGUAUGGGCACAAGCGUCUCAGCUAUCAGACGGUGUUCCUGGCACUCUGUCUGCUCUGGGCUGCCUUGCGUACCACCCUCUUCUCCUUCUACUUCCGAGAUACUUCCCGAGCCAACCGCCUGGGGCCCUUGCCCUUUUGGCUUCUUUACUGCUGCCCUGUCUGCCUGCAGUUCUUCACCCUGACGCUUAUGAACCUCUACUUUGCCCAGGUGGUGUUCAAGGCCAAGGCGAAGCGUCGGCCGGAGAUGAGCCGAGGCUUGUUGGCUGUCCGAGGGGCCUUCGUGGGGGCCUCGCUGCUCUUUCUGCUGGUGAAUGUGCUGUGUGCUGUGCUCUCCCGCCGGCGCAGGGCACAGCCCUGGGCCCUACUGCUGGUUCGAGUCCUGGUGAGCGACUCCCUCUUCGUCAUCUGCGCACUCUCUCUUGCCGCCUGCCUCUGCCUUGUGGCCCGGCGGGCCCCCUCCACUAGCAUCUACCUGGAAGCCAAGGGGACCAGUGUGUGCCAGGCAGCUGCAAUGGGUGGUGCCAUGGUCCUGCUUUAUGCCAGCCGGGCCUGCUACAACCUGGCAGCCCUGGCCUUGGCCCCCCGGAGCCGGCUGGAUGCUUUCGAUUACGACUGGUACAAUGUAUCUGACCAGGCGGACCUGGUAAAUGACCUGGGGAACAAAGGCUACUUGGUGUUUGGCCUCAUCCUCUUCGUGUGGGAGCUGCUGCCUACCACCCUGCUGGUGGGCUUCUUCCGGGUGCACCGGCCCCCACAGGACCUGAGCACCAGCCGCAUCCUCAAUGGGCAGGUCUUUGGCUCCCGUUCCUACUUCUUCGACCGGGCUGGGCACUGUGAGGACGAGGGCUGCUCCUGGGAGCACAGCCGGGGCGAGAGCACCAGCAUGUCGGGCAGCCUAGGCUCUGGCAGCUGGUAUGGUGCCAUCGGGCGCGAGCCGGGCUGGUGUGAGGGCAGCCAGACGAGGACCACUCCUCUGCUCUUCUCCCAGGUGCCGGGACCAGGCGGUCACCACCACAGUCUCUACUCCACCCCACAGACGUGAUUCCCCAACCUUUCUCCCGAGUACCCACACCCUAGCCCCCCUCACCCCAGGCCCCUGUGCCAAGUGCAUCUGCUGCUUCUUGCCCAGGGUCCUGAGGGACAUGGCCGCCCCCUCCUCUGGCCGGCUCCUUGCCGCUCCUGUCGUAGUGAGCUUGUGCCAUCCCCCUAGGAUGGAGGGCAUGGCCCUGGCCGCCAGAUGCCCACAGCACCCUGGCAUGACCUGCCACCUCCGCUUCCACAUCGGAGUCAGCUACCUCUCCUGUGCCUGCCACUUAAUAAACAGUGUCUGUGCCCCAUGUCCAGUCA
Molecule: messenger RNA, 2090 nt
Organism: Microcebus murinus (gray mouse lemur)
Lineage: Eukaryota; Metazoa; Chordata; Mammalia; Primates; Cheirogaleidae
Gene: GPR137
Product: G protein-coupled receptor 137
Biological process (GO): negative regulation of osteoclast differentiation; regulation of autophagy; negative regulation of bone resorption
Cellular component (GO): lysosomal membrane
Source: RefSeq, a predicted model, not a curated record